This is a messenger RNA of Cygnus atratus (black swan), 2094 nucleotides long. RefSeq names its product proline rich mitotic checkpoint control factor (gene PRCC). NCBI's taxonomy places the organism in Eukaryota, Metazoa, Chordata, Aves, Anseriformes, Anatidae. Bases 146 to 1693 code for a protein of 515 amino acids. Gene Ontology annotation, cellular component: nucleus. The transcript is spliced from 7 exons. The record is from RefSeq and is a predicted model, not a curated record.
GGGGGGGGGCAGCCAUGGCGGCUUAGCUUCGCCCCCCCUUCCCUCCCCUUCGUCCCCAGCAGGCCGCGGCCUAGCCGGCGGGGCGGAUCCUCGGCCUCGCGUAGCGCCCGCCGCCCGCCGGGGGCUGCCCUGGCCGGGGGGGGCCAUGUCCCUGGUGGCCUACGCCAGCAGCGAGGAGGACAGCGAGGCGGAGGGGGCCGCGGGCGAGGCGGAGGAGGAGGAAGAGGAGGGGGAGGAUGAGGAGGAGGAGGAGGAGGAGGAGGAGGAGGCCCUGCCUCGGCCCCCGGCCCCCCAGCCGCAGCCUCGGGGCCUCUUCGCCGCGCUGCCGCCCCCCAAAACCCCCCAGCCCCCGCCCGGCGGCUUCCCCCCGCCGCCGCCUCCCCUCGCGGGGCCCCCGGCCGCCCUCAGGGCCUUCGGAACCCCCCCGGCGGGCAGGGGCCCGGCCUCGGCCUCCGCGGCCAGCGACGGCGGCCCCGAGGAGCGGCCCCGGCCCGGGGGGCUGCUGCUGCCCCCCCCCAGAAACGCCGCCGGCGCUGCCCCGGCCCUCGGCUUGGGCCCUGCGGCCUCCGCCGCCCUGCCCGGGGCUGGGGGGGAUCUGAGCCUCCCCAGGGCGAAGAAGAGGACGGAGCCGGUGAAGAUCGUGGUGCCCGAGCUGCACCAGGGAGAUUCAGAUUCAGAGGAAGAUGAACCAGCAAGGAAGAAAACUCCUCUUCAGGGACGCGGCGAGGGCUCUGGCUUGUCCGCUCUGCUUCCUCAACCCAAGAACUUGACGGUGAAAGAGACCAAUCGGUUACUUUUGCCCUACGCUUUCUCGAGGAAAGCAGCCGACAACGCCUCCGAGGCGAAGCCCGCGAAGGCCCCCACCUCCUCCUCCAAACCCAAACCUCCGUCCAAGCCGGCGGUGGCCACGACUCCUUCCCCCUCUGCCAUCAAAGCCGCCGCCAAGAGCGCCGCCCUCCAGGUAACCAAGCAGAUCACGCAGGAAGAGGACGACAGCGACGACGAGGUCGAGCCAGAGAACUACUUCUCCUUGUCUGACAGGAGCGAGCCCGGCCUUGUGGCCGCCGAGACGUACAUGUGCUCCGGCACGGUGGUGGCGGAGGACCCGCCGCCCGGGACGGAGCCCGAGCCUCAGUUCCACGACGCUGCUGCCAACGCCCCUCUGGAAUUCAAGACGGGCGCGGGUUCCAGCGGCGCUCAGCACAGCUGGCUGCCCAAGGCUGGAGAAGAGUACGGCGGCCAGCCCUACGGCCAGUUCCCUGCUUACGGCGACGCCGGCGUGACGGGUGCUUAUUACCAGGAUUACUACAGCAGUGGCUACUACCAGGAGGUGGAACCAGCCCAGGGCGCGCCGCAGGAGAUGAGCACCGACUCCUCCUUCCUAGACGACGAAGCGUUCAAACGCCUGCAAGGCAAGCGGAAUCGGGGGAGAGAAGAGAUCAACUUUGUGGAUAUCAAGGGUGACGAUCAGCUGAGUGGAGCCCAGCAGUGGUUGACCAAAUCCUUAACAGAGGAGAAAACCAUGAAAUCAUUCAGCAAGAAAAAAGGAGAUCAGCCCACGGGACAGCAGAGGAGGAAACACCAGAUCACAUACCUGAUCCACCAGGCGAAGGAAAGAGAACUGGAACUGAAAAACACAUGGUCUGAAAACAAGCUCAGCCGGCGGCAGACCCAAGCCAAAUACGGAUUCUGACGCCUCCGUCCCCACGUUCUGGCUGCUGGCCCGGGUGACCUGCGGUGCCGGACUUCUGGCCUUCGGAGACCGACCAGGCCGCGCAGAAUGCUGUCCGCCGGCCGGGCGGGAGGCUGCUGCGCUCCCCUGCCUGCCAGGAGAAAGGCUGAAGGCAAACCAUUCCUGAAACUCCACCUGUAAUCCUUCCCCCCGUCCUCGCAAACAGUAACGUGGAAGGCUCACACCGGGUCUGUUCUGUACAGCUGGCAGCAGCCCCGAGGCAGCUGCAGGAAACGCGCCUGGUGCGAGGCUCGGAGCUCUCGUCCUGUAGGUGCAGGGGCUGCUCCUCCUCCGAAGCAGCCUCGCCACUGGAACCCGAGGCAGAGUCUCAAUAAACUUCCAUUGCCCACUUUGCUCCUUUC